AUGGAGAGCCCCAAUCAAACCGCUGCUCAGGAGUUUGUCUUCACUGCUUUCCCUUAUUCCUGGGGAGAUUCUGUCCUCUGUUUCAUUCCGCUGCUUUUCAUUUAUGUUUUCAUUGUUUUUGGAAACCUGGUCAUCAUCACCGUGGUCCGGCUGAAUGCUCACCUCCAUACUCCCAUGUACUCCUUUAUCAGCGCCCUUUCUCUCCUGGAGAUCUGGUAUACCACAGCUACCAUACCGAAGAUGCUCUCCAGCCUGCUUAGUGAGAAGAAGAGCAUCUCCUUAAACGGGUGUCUUCUGCAGAUGUAUUUCUUCCAUUCCACAGGCAUUAGUGAGGUUUGUCUCUUGACAGCUAUGGCCUUUGACCGCUACCUGGCCAUCUGUAGCCCCCUUCAUUACCCUUCUAUUAUGACCCCCAAACUGUGUGCUCAGAUGACUCUCGGUUGCUGUGUGUGUGGCUUUCUCACACCCCUCCCCGAGAUCGCCUGGAUCUCCAUGCUGCCGUUUUGCGGCUCUCGUCACCUCGAGCAUGUCUUUUGUGACUUCCUCCCGGUGUUACGUCUGGCCUGCACAGACACACGAGCCAUUAUCGUGAUUCAGGUGGUGGAUGUUGUCCACGCGGUGGAGAUUAUAACAGCUGUGAUGCUCAUUUUCAUGUCCUAUGCUGGCAUUGUGGCUGUCAUUCUACGCAUUCGUUCAGCUGAAGGACGUCGCAAGGCGUUUUCCACGUGCGUCUCCCACCUCACCGUCUUUUUGCUCUUCUUUGGCAGCGUGGCUCUCAUGUACCUACGCUUCUCUGCCACCUACUCCUUAUUCUGGGAUACAGCCAUUGCUCUGGCCUUUGCAGUUUUGUCCCCCUUCUUCAAUCCCAUUAUCUAUAGUCUGAGGAAUAAAGAGAUAAAGGAAGCUAUAAAAAAGCUACUCUGCUUAAAAACCGUGUAUGAUCAAACCCACCCUCACUCGAAAUUGUGA
This is a messenger RNA of Manis javanica (Malayan pangolin), 969 nucleotides long. Its product is annotated as olfactory receptor 6K2. Gene Ontology annotation, cellular component: membrane. Gene Ontology annotation, biological process: G protein-coupled receptor signaling pathway. Gene Ontology annotation, molecular function: G protein-coupled receptor activity; olfactory receptor activity. NCBI's taxonomy places the organism in Eukaryota, Metazoa, Chordata, Mammalia, Pholidota, Manidae. The record is from RefSeq and is a predicted model, not a curated record.